GCACAUUGUGCACAUAUGGAUGGAAUAGAAAACAUACACAAUCAUAAUAUUGCCAUUCUUAGAUUGGUGGAGGAGGUGCCAUUUUCGAGGUACGUAUAUCCCAUUUGUACGAAAGAGCCCCUACGAAAGAGCAACUUCGUCGGCUAUAACCCCCUUGUUGCUGGAUGGGGAGCAUUAAGAUAUAGACGACCACGACGUAAUGCAUUAAUGGAAGUACAAAUGCCAGUGAUUAAGAACGCCGAAUGCAAAAUAGCUUAUUCCAAAUUUCCUAAUGCACCUGAUAUCACUGAUGGUAUAAUAUGCGCCGAACAUGCUCAGGGUGGAGAGGAUUCUUGUACGGCUGACCGCGGCGGACCACUGCUGAUACAACAUGAAUUAACCUCGUAUUUAAUAGGUAUUGUGUCUUAUGCUUAUAAGUGCGGCACAGCUGGGUAUCCCAGCGUUUACACUAGGGUCACAUCGUACCUUGACUUCAUUCUCCAAGCGAUGCAAUAAUAUGAUAUUACUGUUCCAUAAAUAUCAUUGUGUAAAAAACGUAAAGUUGGAUUUUCUUAUUGUGGAGAUAAGAAACAGCUCAAAUUUACAUUGUUUUGUACGUUACAAAUUAUAGGCUUAAAAUGUACGAAAUGUAACUUUGAAACGACACUAAUUUUUUACGCACGAUAAACCUCCACGACUUAGGCUGUUAAUCUAGAGGCUGGAGUACAAAGAAGUGGCACAAUGAUGUGGGCUGAUGACAUUUAUAAUUAUCAAGGAAUCACCCCUACAUUCGCUCAGAAUUUUAAUGAAACUGUCCCUUGGGAAGGAAGAACUGAUACCUUGAUAUCACGGUUUGUACAUCCUAUAUAUACGACAAAUUUUAGAACAUUAUAUAACGAAGAACCAGAUCGUCGUGGCCAUGUGAUGUGAAUAAAAGGACUUGAAUUUGAUGAUAUUUUUAUAAUGUUAGAUAACAUAACUAAGUAU
Molecule: messenger RNA, 966 nt
Organism: Bombus huntii
Lineage: Eukaryota; Metazoa; Arthropoda; Insecta; Hymenoptera; Apidae
Product: venom serine protease Bi-VSP-like
Exons: 6
Coding region: 16-495 (159 amino acids)
Biological process (GO): proteolysis
Molecular function (GO): serine-type endopeptidase activity
Source: RefSeq, a predicted model, not a curated record